Messenger RNA from Sinocyclocheilus grahami, 3746 nucleotides. RefSeq names its product ankyrin repeat domain-containing protein 34A-like. Gene Ontology annotation, molecular function: protein binding. The transcript has 2 exons. Bases 330 to 1904 code for a protein of 524 amino acids. Lineage: Eukaryota; Metazoa; Chordata; Actinopteri; Cypriniformes; Cyprinidae. The record is from RefSeq and is a predicted model, not a curated record.
UGCAUGUGAACAGUCAGUAAGUCCGUCAGUCAGUGUUUGCUCGGUGAAGCUGGACCUCAGUGCGUCUGUGCGUGAUCGUGGGAGCCUCGCAUCAGCUCACUGCCCACUCCACGCCCCCGCAGAGUCUCCCAAACUCUCGGUCGCAGGAGGAGAGGUGAUGUGGGGGAUCAGCAGACAGCAGCUGGAUUCUCAUGCUAAAAUCAGCCGCUCUGAUGGAGUGAAGACAGCAGAUACACGGUUUGCCAGAGUCUGAGCCAGGAUGUCCCAACAGUGCUGAGGCCGGAGGAGGAGAGGGGUUCUGGGAUUUUAGCGGUGGAGAGCGAGACAUCAUGGGGGAUGGAGGGCUCUUGCACACGGAGGGGAAUGCCCUUCUGAAGGCAGUGUUCCAAGGCAAACUCCGCCUCGCUCGCCUCCUCCUGGAGGGCGGAGCCUAUAUCAAUGAAGGGAACGAGCGAGGGGAGACGCCCGUCAUAGCUGCCUGUCUGGCGGGGUACGAUGAUCCGCAGACCCGGCAGAGAAUGGUGCGGUACCUGCUUGAGAAGGGAGCAGACCCAAACAUCCCUGACAAAUCGGGUCGGACCGCCCUGAUGCAUGCGUGUGCAGAACAGGCAGGCAAAGAGGUGGUGUCACUGCUGCUGGAAAACGGCGCCGAUCCCAGCUUGAAAGAUUACUCCGGGGCCUCGUCACUCGUACACGCCAUCAAUAGGGGUGACAGGGACACUCUCCAGGUCCUGCUGGAUGCCUGCAAAGCCAAAGGUAAAGAGGUAAUCAUAAUUACUACCGAUACAUCCCCCUCUGGCACUAAAAAGACCAAACAAUACCUGAACUCCCCACCUUCUCCGGCUAUAGUGGACAAGCUCUCCCCUGCUUGCAUGUCUCCGUCUGAGGUGGAGAUCCAUACCUCUGGCUCUGCCCCUGGGGAGGAGGAGGAAGGUAUCUUCAGCUUCGCCGUGACUUCAGCACUCCCACUACCCUCCAGCAGACCACAAGGGGAGAGGAGACCAACGCCCCGUAAGCUUCUGAAAAGACUAAACUCUGAACCAUGGGGCCUGGUGGCUCCUUCUGUACUUGCUGAGAGAGCGGAGCGGAUAGAGGGCGAUUUAGCAGAGGAGGACAAGUUGGUUUCGGAGAUGAAUGGGGUGACAAUUUCUGGUCCAGGCAGACCUCUCCUGUCCCGAAGGCACAGUAUUGAGACCCAUGACCCAUCUUCUCCAAAGCUGAUGGACCGGACCUGUUCGGAAGACUGUGCAGCACUGUGUGGCUCUUCCUGGGCGGAUAAAGUCCAUCAGCACCAGUCAUUGUAUCGUCGAAACACGGCCCCUGAGACUCAGGACAGUGUGGCUCAGGCACCGACAGGAAUCCGUGGCUUGCCACACCCCAAACUCACCCGCAUGGAACACUACGAGUCGGACACCCACCUGUGCCCUGCCUCCAUUCCUGGAUCUCCAGAUUCUGGACGUGUCUCAGUGGAGCGCCGCAAGUACAAUGCCUCUCCCUUGUCGCUGCUCACCAGCUCUUCUCGAGAGUCUCUGGAGAGCAUUCCCAACUCGGUGUCUCCUAUCCCAAUGCGGCGGCGUCCAACAGGACUGUUGGAACGGCGGGGAUCAGGCACUCUCCUUUUGGACCACAUCUCCCACACAAGACCUGGGUUCCUUCCUCCUCUCAACAUCAACCCUCAGCGACCCAUUCCUGAUAUCCGAGCCAACGGAAAGCCCACUUCUCCCGUUCACUCAGGUAGUAAGAUCCUGCUGCCGGUUGCGCCAUCGUCCCCAAAACGUGGACCAGAUUUCAAGAUGAAGAAGAAACUGAUGAGACGACACUCGAUGCAGACAGAGCAGAUGAAGCAGCUUUCGACUUUCCGGGAAAUCCUCACAGAAAAGGUGAUGGAGAUGAAUGGAGAUUGAGGGCAAGAGAGAAGGAGAAUGAGAGAGAGUCAGAGCCGGCCGAGAGUUUUCAUCACUGGGUUCAUCUACAUCUUCUUUGAGGCAAACCUUCUCUGGUCCAGUUCAGCUCCUUUAGAACUUAAUACAUACAUCAAAAAUAUGCAUUGUGGAGACAAAUCCAUCUUCAAAUCCAGACAAUUAAAGAGAAAACAGUCAUUCAAGAUCAUAAAAGGGAUCAGUUAUUCCAAAUUUGGAGACCCUUCUAAUGUUAUUUAGGAUUAUUCCUUGAUCAUCGAGAAUGCUUGAAGAUGGACACAUUAGUGUCAGUGGAAGUGCUGUUGGUGUUUGAAAUUGCUGCAACCCUGAUAAAACCUCACAGAUUUUGUGCUCUACAGGUUUCUCUUAAGUGUUAGCGCUGUUAUGGCUAUCAGCCUUCUUAUUGUUGUGCACUGUCAGAAAAAAAAAGCAAAAAUUGUACCUUUAGGGUGUACAGCUGCUUGUUGAUGGGGCAGUACCCUUAAAAGGAUUUAAUACUUAUUAUAUUUAAUACCAAUUUAUACUUUAUCUACCCUUAAAAUGUGUGUAUUUGUACCUUAGAAUAGUAAUAUAUACACUUAAGAUACUACUAUGCAUCUUUUGGGGGUAAAUAAGGUACAAAGAUGACCCAAUAAGGGUACAAGCUGUUGCAUACCUAAAGGCACAAUUUUUGCAUGUUUUUUUUUGUGAUGAUCCUGUGGAAUAAUUGGGUUAAUACUCUUAAUAUUCCUUUGGUAACAACAUCAAGUGUAGUUCAAAACUCUAAAAUUAAUUUCUUCAGCCAUUACAGUACAGCUAAAUUGAUUCAAUAUUUUCAUUCAAAUGUGAAUUGAAUUUAAAGUUGAUCAUUUACUUACUUGUAAAUAAUAGUGCUCAACUCUUUUUAAUGCGAUAUUUAUUUCUGCGUGGUUGUUUUGGACUGAAGGUUCGGAAUUGUAGUCCUUGAAGGACUUUUAAUUUGGCAAUGACAAGCUUCCUGAUUUUUUCCCACGGGAUGUACAAUAUAGAUUAUCGGAGAUGUCUGACUGCUAAAUAUUCCUGUAACAAAUGAUAGCGUUAGAUGAUGAACACAUUUCUGAAGAACAUUUUAUUGCGUUAUGAAAGUGCAAUAAAAUACUACAGGAAUCAAUUAACAUAAAAACCAUUUAAAAAGCUAUAUGACUAAAAACAUAAUUGUACCAGUUAAACAUACUGCAUGUUUCAGGGCUUUUGGAUGGGUCUUUUAUCUUUCUUAAAGUCUGCUAAGUGAUACAAAAUAAGUGAAGUGCAAUUCUUGAAACUCAAAAUCCCAAAGAAACUCUACAAAGCCCAUCCAAAACCACAUAGAUCCACCCUGACCAGACUCAGUGGAUGGGAGAGAGAAACCCCUCGCAUAACGCACACUCCCUCUGGAGACACAGAACACAGAUAUUGUGUACAUACUGUACAGAGUACAAUUGUGUCUCACGUUUGAACGUGCAAUAUUCUGUGCUGCCUCAGCACUGAUUUCAUAUUAUUAUCGUGAAUGUGAUCAAUCACUUGGACGUGUGUCUGUGGUAACAUGCUGCGGUAAAUAGUUCAAGACGAGCUAGGAGCUCAGUUUACAUUCAGAGGAGGAAUCUCUGCACAAAAUACAUGAGAAUCAAUUUCCCUAAAGAGCUGCAGUGCACAGUGUGUCCAUGUCAAACAAAUAGUUCAACUCAAGCUUAUGAUGUGAGUGAAUUUAGUGCUUCUGCUUUGAGAUGUUCUACACUUGAUGUGAAUUAAACUUGGUGUACUUGAAAUGUAUCAUGAAAACAAAAAGAGGAAUAUUUUUUUAUGCCUGUAGGGUUUUAUUCUUGUUGUUUU